CACAAACCAACAUACUUUCGAAGUAGCGCCUGCGUUUACCCUUUGUGAAAGUUAUGUCAUUCAACACGCAUUAAACAUUUUCGGGUAUAAAGAUGGCGAUGGUAUUUUUACGCCAGGCGGAAGUCUAUCAAACAUGUAUGGAAUGGUAAUGUCUAGAUUCCAAAAGUAUCCGGAGGUAAAAAGUCAAGGUUUAUGCGGUUUACCGCCAUUAGUAUGUUUUACUUCCGAUCAGGCGCAUUAUUCCAUUCAAAAAGGUAUGCACUGGUUGGGUUUCGGUAUUGAUAACCUCAUCAAAGUAAAAUCUGAUGAUUUGGGUAGAAUGAUACCAGAAGAAUUGGAAUUAUCAGUGGAAAAGUGUAUAAAAAGUGGUAAAGUACCGUUAUUUGUGAAUGCAACAGUUGGUACCACUGUUUUGGGCGCCAUUGAUCCCCUAAAUGAAAUCUCUGGUAUUUGUAAGAAGUAUAAUAUAUGGAUGCAUGUUGAUGGAUGUUUUGGUGGGACACUCAUACUAUCAAAAACACACCGGCAAAAAUUAUCCGGUGUUGAAUUGAGCGAUAGCAUUGCUUGGAACCCGCAUAAAAUGCUGGGAGCACCGUUACAAUGCUCAUUAUUCCUCACACGUCAUAAAAAUUUAAUGCAUGAGUGUAACUCAGCUGCUGCUAGUUAUUUAUUCCAACAAGACAAACAUUACGACGUGCGUUAUGACACAGGCGACAAAAGUAUUCAAUGCGGUCGAAAAGUCGACGCGUUUAAACUCUGGGUCAUGUGGAAAGCACGUGGAGAUGAUGGUUUUUCAUCUUAUAUAGAUAAUGUCAUAGAAAGUGCUCGAUAUUUUUAUGAAAAAAUCAAAUCCACGCCUGGUUUUCGUCUUGUAAUCCCCGAAAUUGAAACGGCAUGCAUCUGUUUCUGGUACAUACCAACCAAAAUGCGUAAUCAGGCUGAAACUGAUUCAUGGUGGUCAGAUUUGUAUAAAAUCGCGCCUAAAAUCAAAGAAAAAAUGGUGCGUGAAGGCACAUUGAUGAUUGGCUACCAACCAGUGAAGAACCACGGUAAUUUCUUCCGGUUUGUAAUCACAUGUCAUCCGCAAACCACUCCAGAAGACAUGGAGUAUGUUAUCAAAAAAAUCAUCGAGUAUGGAGAACAAGUAUAGAUUUAGUACAAUUUUUAGUAAAUAGAUGGCGCUGCGAUGCGGAAUAAAAUGAAUAUUUACCUUUUA
This is a messenger RNA of Dalotia coriaria, 1216 nucleotides long. Its product is annotated as glutamate decarboxylase 2. NCBI's taxonomy places the organism in Eukaryota, Metazoa, Arthropoda, Insecta, Coleoptera, Staphylinidae. Gene Ontology annotation, biological process: carboxylic acid metabolic process. The record is from RefSeq and is a predicted model, not a curated record. Gene Ontology annotation, molecular function: pyridoxal phosphate binding; carboxy-lyase activity. Gene Ontology annotation, cellular component: cytoplasm. The transcript has 6 exons. Bases 134 to 1150 code for a protein of 338 amino acids.